This is a messenger RNA of Mus musculus (house mouse), 1869 nucleotides long. It is a transcript of the gene Epsti1, whose product is annotated as epithelial stromal interaction 1. Lineage: Eukaryota; Metazoa; Chordata; Mammalia; Rodentia; Muridae. The transcript has 12 exons. The coding region runs from base 248 to 1192 and encodes 314 amino acids. The record is from RefSeq and is marked validated.
AGUUCUUCAGCCUUGCUAGAGGCAGGCUCAGCCCAGGAAGCUAACCUGUGAGAAAGUCCAAGGGUGUCCGGGUAGAGAAUGAAUGAGGAAGUUCUCUGAACCCAGCGGGUGGUUAAAGAGAAAUCGAAACUCAGCUGUUAAAACCGCUCUCCUUGCUCUUCAGAACCCCUUCCUCGAGCCUCCUUAGAAGCCCUUACCAGCAUCCGUCCCUCAAAGGCUGUGGCCAGGACCCCACGGGCUGUGGACCAUGUACACCCGCAGUAAGGUGGUGGGCCCAGGCUUGGGCACUUCCUCCAUCUCUCGGGACCACGCUGGAGCUGGGCAGCGCAGGGAGCUGGGCUUGCAGCAAAACCGGAGACAGAGUUUGGAGGUGGCAGCUCCCGAGGGCCCCAAGAUGGAGAGGCAGGGGCAUGCUGACCAGGGAAGCGCAGGCACAUACACCCUGAUAGCACCAAACGAGAGCAGAAGGCAGAAGAUACAGAGAAUUGCUGAGCAAGAACUGGCAGACCUGGAGAGAUGGAAGCAACAGAACAGGGCAAAACCAGUCUACUUGGUGCCACAACGGCUGGGUGGAAGCCAGUCUGAGGCUGAAGUCAGACAGAAACAACAGCUGCAACAGAUGCGUUCUAAAUACCAGCAAAAGCUCAAGAGGGAUGAAUCUAUUCGAAUCAGGAAGGAAGCUGAGGAAGCCAAGUUCCAAAAAAUGAAAGCAAUCCAGAGGGAGAAGAGUAAUAAACUAGAGGAGAAAAAGCAACUUCAAGAAGACAUCAGAAGAGCCACAUUUCGAGAGCAUCAUCAGUCCAAAACGGCUGAGCUCUUGAGCAGACUGGACACAGAGCGGAGAAACAGAAGUGCCUGUCUGAUUGCUCCUCCUGCCACCCAGUCCUCGAGAUGGAAACUUCCAGUCCUGCUUAGAGAUCCCAGCUGGGCCGGCAGCCAAGCACACAGGGAUUCUCCGCAGAAGGAAGACAACCCCAGGCUGCAAAAGACGAGGGAUGGACAUCAGAAGAAUAAAUUACUGGAAACUAAAGGACAGCACCAGGAGGAAGAAAGAGCCCAAAUCCAUCAAGCUGAACACUGGAGGGUAAAUAAUGCUUUUCUGGACCGACUCCAAGGCAAAAGUCAACCAGGUGGCCUCGAGCAGUCUGGAGGCUGUUGCAAUAUGAAUAGUACUGACAGCUGGGGUAUAUGAGAAAUCGUCACUUCUAUCUGGCCUUCAUCAGCUGACUUUUGAAAAUCCUCAUGAGAUGUGUUUCCUUAAUGCGGUUCUAUUUGGCAUCUGUCUUAAUUCCUUAAUUUCAACUGCCCACCCACUCAACCAAGCUGUUGUGGGUGGCCAGUUUCUCUCCAUCAUUAGUGAUGUGUAGUCUCUCAGAGACUGAUUACUGACUCCUGUUUAACCUCUACUGCCAGAAAAAUGUUACCUUAUCUUUUCUUAAUUUGCCUUGCCUUUUAUUAAAUGAAUAAGUAGAGAAAUGUUAGUAAAAUGGUAAAAGGGAAUCACGUGACAUUCAGGGUAGGAAGAGCUUGGAUGCUGUAGAUGUAUGUCUCUCUAAUUAACUUUUUUUUUUCUGUACUGAUUCUUACAGCAGGUUUAGGUAUACUUUGGGGUCUUUUAAAAUUCCUACUUUUUAAAAUCUAGGAUACAAAUGUGACCAAAAGAAGAUCUCUUAUACUUUCAUAGACAAAUUUAUAAAUAAAUUCUGAACUACUUCUUAUAUAAAUGGGUCAUUUUUAACAUGCUGUUUUUAUUAAUAAAUUGGUAAUUUCACAUAAUACAUCCCAACCCCUCUUACUUCUCAGUCUUUGCAGGUCUGCCCCACUAUCCUUGUGGCCUUCCCUCAAAAAAUAAAAAGAUGAAACAAAGUU